AUGACAUCUCUCACUGACGACGCCGGCGAAGCGUUUAGCAAUGCUUUAAGUCAAUGGUCCGAUGCUGGAAAUCCCCAACGCUAUGGCAUAGGAUACAGGACUAGGCAACUUCUAAAAACGAGCCCAACAGUGGGAACUACCGGGUCUGCAUACUUACACCCCGAAUGUAUAUUUCUGAACUCACCUCAGAAUUACAAACAGACACACACACAAACACACACACAAACACACACUCACACAUGGCUCAAGCCAGAUUUUUUGGCACCGUCUAUAACUGCAUUCGCGUCCGUGUCUCCUAAGCUCCUGCAAGUCCAUUCCUUGCCUGAGGUCGAACUAGCCUUUAAGCUGGCUUCCGAGCGCGAUUCCAGAUCUUGUCACACCGAAGGACUGGCUGAUCCAGCGGAUCCAGUCCUUGAGUGCACAUACCUUCUGGCAUUGAUGGAUGGAGUAGUCGACCGCAUUCCAGCCACUCUCUCUUCCUUGAUCUACAAUUGGACUCAGUCUCCCAGCGAGAACACUACCUCUCACGCCAUUCGUCAUUUGAGAUUAGGAAAAAUAUCUUCGAAAUGGCCGAAAAAAUACCUCCAAAUGAGCCAGACCGUCAGCAGGCCCAGCCGUUUUUGUUUCUCUUCGUAUCUACAAUGUUGGAAGAUGUGUCUGGCUGAGGCGACCGAGUCGGUCAUGACACUCGCUGCUUUCGCAGCUCUUCCGCCUGCGGUUGCUCGACCUUCUGUGGGCAAAAGGAGGCUGUGUGGAAUCGCAGAAACGCCUAAAAUCGGGCGCAUGUGGGAGGGUUGA
Molecule: messenger RNA, 798 nt
Organism: Protopolystoma xenopodis
Lineage: Eukaryota; Metazoa; Platyhelminthes; Monogenea; Polystomatidea; Polystomatidae
Source: the annotation of a GenBank genome assembly